Messenger RNA from Alexandromys fortis (reed vole), 996 nucleotides. RefSeq names its product mast cell protease 4-like. The record is from RefSeq and is a predicted model, not a curated record. Lineage: Eukaryota; Metazoa; Chordata; Mammalia; Rodentia; Cricetidae. The coding region runs from base 14 to 757 and encodes 247 amino acids. Gene Ontology annotation, molecular function: serine-type endopeptidase activity. Gene Ontology annotation, cellular component: intracellular membrane-bounded organelle; cytoplasm. The transcript is spliced from 5 exons. Gene Ontology annotation, biological process: proteolysis.
CACCAGUGGGAAAAUGCAGGCCAUACUCUUCCUGUUAGCCCUUCUCUUGCCUCCUGGAGCUGGAGCUGAGGAGAUUAUUGGUGGUGUGGAGUCAAGACCACACUCCCGCCCUUACCUGGCCCAUCUGGAGAUCGUCAUUGACAGAGUUACCACUAGCAAUUGUGGUGGGUUUCUCAUAAGUGAAGAAUUUGUGAUGACGGCUGCACACUGUAAAGGCAGAGAAAUUAUUGUCACUCUUGGGGCUCAUGAUGUGAGCAAGACAGAACCCACACAGCAGAAGAUAAAAGUCGAAAAACAAAUCAUUCACCCACAGUACAACGUCUACCCGCACCUGCAUGACAUCAUGUUGCUGAAGCUUCAAAGAAAAGCUAAGAUCACUCCUGCUGUGGCUAAAAUUCCCCUGCCUAGUCCCCGCGACUCUAUUAAACCUGGACAUAUGUGCCUGGCAGCUGGAUGGGGCAAAACUGGAGUGAAUGAUCCAUUGUCAGUCAAACUGAGGGAGGUGACACUAAGAAUCAUGGAAAAAGAGGCUUGUAAGCACUACUCGAAUUAUAGAGAUGACGUCCAGGUCUGUGUGGGCCGUCCAGGAAACAUACAAUCAGUGUUUAAGGGAGACUCCGGGGGACCUCUAGUCUGUGCUGGGGUGGCCCAUGGUAUUGUAUCUUAUGGACGUAAUGAUGCAAAACCCCCUGCCGUCUUCACCAGAACCUCUGGAUAUGUGUCCUGGGUUAAUGCAGUCAUAAGGGAACAUAGCUGAAAGGCUGUCAGCCUGAGUCAGAUUCUUCAAGUCAGAUCUUUUCUGUUACCUCCUGAAUGAAAGAAAAACCUGUCUCCAGACUCGCCCCUAGUCUAACUCAGCCUGUUCCAGCCUAACAGCAGCCUGUGUCCAGCCUGUAUGAACCUGACACCAGCCUGUCCUCAGCCUGUUCCAUCCUGUCCCCACACUGUCAUAGCAUGUCUCUGAGAGGACCUUAAGGAUACUCAAGGUUCUGGUGA